Messenger RNA from Sinocyclocheilus grahami, 1938 nucleotides. RefSeq names its product notum, palmitoleoyl-protein carboxylesterase a (gene notum1a). Gene Ontology annotation, biological process: negative regulation of canonical Wnt signaling pathway; protein depalmitoleylation. NCBI's taxonomy places the organism in Eukaryota, Metazoa, Chordata, Actinopteri, Cypriniformes, Cyprinidae. Gene Ontology annotation, molecular function: palmitoleyl hydrolase activity. The transcript is spliced from 11 exons. The record is from RefSeq and is a predicted model, not a curated record. Bases 169 to 1686 code for a protein of 505 amino acids.
GAAAGAGAAAAAAACAAACAUAAAGGACUCCUAAGUUUUGCACUGAGAAAGCUCACCUGUUCAUCUCACUUAAGUUACUUAGGCUUUGUGUAACUGUUUUGCUGUUGAAUUUUGUGUAACCGGUUCUGCAGAUUUUCAGGAGCCUCUCAGGAUUUUCAGGAAAGCGCGAUGGAGUGCAGGCGGCCGCAGAGGAGCAUAAGGGUGCUGGAUGUCUUUCACUGGGCUGUGAUGCUGGGGUUGAUUCAGUCCGGCGCGCUCGGUGCGAGGAAAUUGCGCGGAGGGCGAAACCCGCAGCCGCGGCGAGCGCUUCCCUCCGCUCAUUACCGGGACCGCACCGAAACCACCGAGAGCUUCUCACUGGAUUUCACAGCUGUUGAAGAAAACAUGGACAAUUUCAUGACUCAGGUGAAGAACUUGGCGCAGUCCCUCUACCCCUGCUCGGCCCAGAAGCUCGACUACGAGAUGAAGCUACAUUUCCUGGAGAAUACAUCAGUCACCUGUAACGACGGGACCCCAGCAGGGUACUACCUGAAGGAGUCCAAAGGAAGCAGAAGGUGGUUAAUAUUUCUGGAGGGUGGCUGGUACUGCUUCAACAAAGAGAACUGUGACAGCAGAUACGAGACCAUGAGGAGGCUCAUGAGCUCCUCCAAAUGGCCACAAACUAAGACAGGCACAGGAAUACUGUCUUCACUUCCAGAGGAAAACCCACACUGGUGGAAUGCCAACAUGGUGUUCAUCCCAUAUUGCUCAAGUGAUGUAUGGAGUGGAGCCACACCAAAAACUGAUCAAAAUGACUAUGCGUUCAUGGGUUCACUGAUCAUAAAGGAAGUUGUAAAGGACCUGCUAACAAAGGGUCUGGACAAUGCUAAGAUACUGCUGUUAUCUGGAAGCAGUGCGGGUGGCACUGGGGUGUUGCUGAACGUGGACCCAGUAUCUGAGCUCCUGGAGGAGUUGGGUCACACAAACAUCCAGGUCAGGGGUCUGUCCGACUCUGGCUGGUUCUUGGACAACAAACAAUACCGCUGCACUGACUGUGUGGACACCAUCAACUGUGCCCCCACAGAGGUCAUCAAGAGAGGAAUCAAAUACUGGGGCGGUGUGGUACCUGAGCGAUGCCGACAGGCUUAUGAAGGAAAAGAAUGGAACUGCUUCUUUGGAUAUAAAGUUUAUCCUACCAUUAAACGCCCUGUGUUCAUAGUGCAGUGGCUGUUCGAUGAAGCCCAGCUAACAGUAGACAACAUUCAUCUGACGGGACAGCCCGUUCAAGAGGGCCAAUGGCGUUAUAUUCAGAAUCUGGGGACUGAGCUGAGGAACACUCUGAAGGAUGUCCCCGCCAUGUUUGCUCCAGCUUGCCUUUCGCAUGAAUUCAUAACAAGAAAUUACUGGACUGACGUUCACGUCAAAGGCACGUCUCUACCCAGAGCGCUCCACUGCUGGGACCGCAGUCUACAAGAAAACAGCCGAAAUAAUAAAUCCCCUCCCAAAGGCUGUCCCGUGCACUUGAUCGACAGCUGUCCGUGGCCUCACUGCAACCCGACGUGCCCAACGAUCCGAGAUCAGUCAACGGGACAGGAGAUGAACGUUAUCCAGUUCCUCAUGCACAUGGGCUUUGACGUGCAGAAGAUGGCCCAUCAGCAAGGCAUGGACCCAAGCAAGCUACUGGGCAUGCUCAGCAGCGGCAGCUAAAUAUCGUGGAAGAACUCGCUCCCGGUUGGGACCGUGCUUCCCAUCAGUCCGUUUGAUACCUCCAACCCCAUACCCACUUUACCCACCUCGGCUUUGACCUCAGGCUGAGCCUGCCUUUAGUCAGGGCUCUGUGCCAACUCUCUUGGGGCUUCCAUCUCCAGAUCCCCUCAUUUGGUUUCAGUUGGUGUCCAUUUUGCUCCAGUCUAUACUAUUAUCACUGAGCAGCUUGGAGAUGGUGGAGACGCCCAAAAC